This is a messenger RNA of Cucumis sativus (cucumber), 1108 nucleotides long. Its product is annotated as cucumber peeling cupredoxin-like. NCBI's taxonomy places the organism in Eukaryota, Viridiplantae, Streptophyta, Magnoliopsida, Cucurbitales, Cucurbitaceae. Gene Ontology annotation, cellular component: plasma membrane. Bases 220 to 894 code for a protein of 224 amino acids. Gene Ontology annotation, molecular function: electron transfer activity. The transcript is spliced from 2 exons. The record is from RefSeq and is a predicted model, not a curated record.
UACUUAUAGAGUUUAUACAAACUUUGACCAUUAGAUCGGCUUUUUUUGCGGCCCUUCUAAUGGCCACCCAAGUUUCUGUUCUUCAAUACCCAAAACUUUAAUUACCUUAACUCUCUAUAAAUUUACAUUCCACAGUUUUCAUUUCUCAAACACAACGACAUCUGCCCCAUUUUGUGAAAAAGGAGAAAAAUAAAAUUUAGACAACAAAAAAAAGUAAUAAUGGCUGGAGGAAUUGGUUUUGUUUUGAGUUUCAUUGCUCUUGUUUUUGUUCACCAUGCUGCCGCCCAGAAGGUGCACGUCGUCGGUGACGCUACCGGUUGGACGAUCCCACCAGAUACUACUUUCUACUCAGGAUGGGCUGAAAAAAACACUUUUGCUGUUGGCGAUUCUCUCUCAUUUAAAUUCCCGACUGGAUCACAUGAUGUACUUAAAGUAUCGAAAGAAUCCUUCGAAGCAUGCAGCACCGAUAAAGGUAUCGGCAGUCCCCUCACGACCGGCCCUGCAACCGUGAAACUCGACACCGCUGGCGAGCAUUACUUCAUUUGUUCCGUUGGUAAACACUGUUUAGGAGGUCAAAAGUUAUCCGUCACCGUGGGCGGCUCCGCCACUCCUGGUGAUGCAGCUUCUCCUCCUUCAAACUCUACUGAGGAGCCAUCGAAAACUCUAGCUCCUGCAGAUUCUCCGUCCUCGUCAGUGCCUGAGGGCGAUGAGUCUCCUGCAAAUUCUCCGUCCUCGUCAGCGCCUAACAGCAGUGAAUCUUCUGCAGAUUCACCGUCCUCAUCAGUACCCAAAGACGCUGAAUCUGCUAAAGCUCCAGCACCUUCUUCCUCUACUGCAGUGAUGGCCACUAUUUAUGUCACUUUGUCCGCCAUUGUUAUGAACUUGUUGUUCUAAAUGAGGAUUUUACAUGGCACCUUUGUUUUUCCUUUUUCAUAUUUAUUUAUAAAUGAAGGUGGGGCUGUUGAUAAUUUCUUCUAUUUAGUUUGUUUUCGAAAGUUUGUUGAGAAUGACAGACUGUGAUCAGAUUCCUUCGGUUCUGUAUUUUUUCCCAAUCUUUCUUUCCUUUUCUUUUCUUUUUUCUUUUUAAUACAUUUCGAAAAUUUUGGAA